AAGAAUCAGGAAUUUUUUACUUAUACAAAAGAUUAAUUUGUAGGAAUGUAAGGUAACUAAUUAAUAUGAAUCCUAUUCUGCAUAGGAAAAAUAUAAUCAAGCAAAGCAAGCACCGUGUGUUUCUUCAUACUUAAUUCUCUAUCCAUCCUCCUCUUCCUUUGCUCCUGUUCGAUCGGUUUGAUUUGAUUAAUAAUGGCUUUCUUAAAGAAUGUGGUUGCCUUCUUGUUGUUGACAACUCUUUUUGGAGUCUCUCUUGGUACUGUUUACAAUGUUGGCGAUUCAAAAGGGUGGAUUGUGGGUAAUGUGGAUUACAAAAAGUGGGCUUCUACCAAGAACUUUCGUAUUGGAGAUGUCAUUGUGUUCAAAUACAACAAUAAAUCUCACGACGUGAAGCAAGUAACGCAUCAAGCCUUUCGGUCUUGCAAUGCAACAUCUGCCAAGGCAACUUUCACCACAGGCUCCGACUCCAUUACCCUCAAAUCAGUUGGCCACCAAUAUUUCUUGUGCAGCUUCCCUGGUCACUGUCAAGCUGGACAGAAGGUUGAUAUUCGGGUUGCUCCAAUAUCUCACGGCCCAUCUCCCAGCCCAGGACAAACACCCGGCUCUUCAUCGCCGCCAGGAUCCUCUCCGAUGGCACCUGCCCCCUCAAAGAGCGCCGCUCCCUCUCUCCAAUCUUUCAAGUUUCUGCCCUCUUUGAUUAUUACAUUUGCAAUCUUUGUCAAUGCAGGAUUCCCAUACUAGACAGGUUUAUCAUAUUAUUAGUUGAUCCAUGUUCAUUUGGACAUGGCUAUUUCUGUUACCUAAACUUUAAAUGCUUUUGGUUCAGGACAUUUUUAUUGUUGAUUGCUUUGCUAGACAACGAAUAAAUUAGCUUUUAUCUCUACU
This is a messenger RNA of Mangifera indica (mango), 885 nucleotides long. Its product is annotated as mavicyanin-like. The transcript has 2 exons. The record is from RefSeq and is a predicted model, not a curated record. Lineage: Eukaryota; Viridiplantae; Streptophyta; Magnoliopsida; Sapindales; Anacardiaceae. The coding region runs from base 193 to 741 and encodes 182 amino acids. Gene Ontology annotation, molecular function: electron transfer activity. Gene Ontology annotation, cellular component: plasma membrane.